Messenger RNA from Plectropomus leopardus (leopard coralgrouper), 3358 nucleotides. RefSeq names its product polycystic kidney disease 2 (gene pkd2). Gene Ontology annotation, cellular component: membrane. Gene Ontology annotation, molecular function: signaling receptor binding; calcium ion binding; voltage-gated calcium channel activity. NCBI's taxonomy places the organism in Eukaryota, Metazoa, Chordata, Actinopteri, Perciformes, Serranidae. The record is from RefSeq and is a predicted model, not a curated record. Gene Ontology annotation, biological process: release of sequestered calcium ion into cytosol; detection of mechanical stimulus; potassium ion transmembrane transport.
AACAAGAUGGCUGUCCUGGGGCAAGAAAAGUAUCUUUCUUCUUCCACAGAAACACGGCAUUUUUAACGUGGAAGUCAGCGGCGUUUAAACAGCUUACACAGUUUUUUUAGGCAACAACUUUAAACACUUUGAGGGCAUCGCUUUUUAACGGAGGACGUCGUUUUUUUCCAGACGGAAAGUUUUCUAAACCGUUUGUCAAGAGUGAAAACUACAAACGGUGGCUGGGGAGCAGCGUACCGUUAUUUAAAUGUCUCCAAAGUGACUUUUACAUGUAGUUUAACGUUUUCCGUGUACAUUUUAGCGAGUUGUUUGGUAACUUUCCAAAAUCCUUUUGCUUUGUUUUUACGCGUUCAACGGUUGAGUAACUGAACCGAAUACCCGACAUGCUUCAGCCGUUAUAAACAUAACUGCUGCCCAACGUUCAACUUUAUUAGAUGCUUCACUCCGGAUAAAAAUUAGCAGCUAACUGGACCAUGAGCUCAUCCCGAGUCCGACCGCAGCAGCUGCCGCAGAGCCAGCCUGGCAGGUCGCCGCACAGACUCGACUCCAGCGAAGGGAUAGAGAUGGAGAACAUCCAACAUCAAGACCUCGGUCUCGGAGGAGUCAUAGGCACCCCGUCCCCGCCGUCCAGACAAGCGUGGAGUCGGGACAACCCGGGUUUUGAGCCCGAGGAUGAGAUUAUGGAAGCCGACUGGCCUCCAGCGAGUCCCGGGAGGAGGUCGGUGUCUACGGCUUCCAGCAGCAGCUGCAGCAGCGGCCUGGGCAGCUACACCGGCGCGGGCAGCAGCACCCACAUCCCCCGAGGAGGACUGUACCCGACCCCGACUGUGGAUGCCCGGCAGCAGGACAGACAUGACCACCGCAGCUGUAUGAAGCAGAUACUCCAAAAAAUCAGAAUUCUGUGGGGCACAGAGCUGAUGGAGGACAGUGACAGCAGUCGAGAGAGGUACUUAAGGAACGUACUGAGGGAGAUGAUGACAUAUAUCGCAUUCCUUAUCACCAUUUGUAUCUUGACCUAUGGGAUGGUGAGCGCCAAUAUGUACUACUAUACCAAAGUCAUGUCUCAGCUUUUCCUGGACACACCGCUGUCUGCCGGGGACACUGCCACUUUUAGAAGCCUCUCGACCAUGGAGGAUUUCUGGAAGUUCACAGAGGGACCUUUCCUCAAAGGCAUGUACUGGGAGGUGUGGUACAACAACAAGAGUCUGCCAGAGAACCAGAGUCUCAUCUACUAUGAGAACCUCCUCCUCGGAGUGCCGCGGCUCCGACAGGUCAAAGUACGCAACGAGUCCUGCUCCAUCCAUGAAGAUCUGAGAGACGAGGUUCAGGACUGCUACAACAUGUACACCCCGACCAAUGAGGACACGGCCUCCUUCGGACCCAAGAAUGGAACUGCGUGGGUGUAUACAGCAGAGAGCGAGAUGGGUGGGAGCGGUUAUUGGGGCCAGGUAUCUAAAUACGGAGGCGGAGGAUACUACCAAGACCUAUCUCGUACGAAAGAGGAGUCCGAAGCCCAGCUGCAGUUUCUCAAAGACCAUCUGUGGCUGGACAGAGGCACCAGAGCGGUGUUCCUCGACUUCUCUGUCUACAACGGAAACAUCAACCUUUUCUGCAUCGCCAGGUUGUUGGUGGAGUUCCCUGCCACUGGUGGAGUGGUGACCUCCUGGCAGUUCCAGACAGUGCGUCUGAUACGUUAUGUGUCCAGCUGGGACUACUUUGUGGGCCUGUGUGAGGUGGCUUUCUGUCUCUUCAUCCUCUACUACGUGGUGGAGGAGGUGUUGGAGAUCCGCAUCCACCGCCUGCAUUACUUCAAGAGCCUGUGGAACUGCCUGGAUGUUCUCAUAGUUGUGUUGAGUGUUGUUGCUAUUAUAAUGAACAUAACCAGAACAGCCAUGGUUAGCAACCUGCUAAAAGGCCUGUUGGAAAAUCACACUGCUCACCCCAGCUUUGAGCCUCUGGCCAACCUGCAGGUCCAGUUCAACAAUGUGGCUGCAGUCAUCGUCUUCUUUUCCUGGGUCAAGCUUUUUAAGUUCAUCAACUUCAACAAGACAAUGAGUCAGCUGUCCGGCACCAUGUCUCGCUGUGCCAAGGACCUUGUGGGAUUUGCCAUCAUGUUCUUCAUCAUCUUCCUGGCGUACGCUCAGCUCGCCUACUUGGUGUUUGGAACCCAAGUCAACGAUUUCAGCACCUUCCAGGCCAGCAUUUUUACUCAGUUCCGUAUCAUUCUGGGAGACUUUGAGUUCUCAGAAAUAGAGGAGGCGAAUCCAGUGCUCGGACCCAUCUACUUUACAACCUUUGUCUUCUUCAUUUUCUUCAUUCUCAUGAACAUGUUCCUGGCCAUCAUCAAUGACACGUACUCUGAGGUGAAAGCCGACAUGUCGCAGCAGAGGUCUGAGAUGGAAAUGACCGAUCUAAUUAAGAAGGGUUGUAACAAAGCUCUGAUGAAGUUAAGACUGAAGAAGACGGCAGUAGAUGACAUCUCCGACAGUUUGCGUCAGGCUGGCGGCAAACUGAACUUUGAUGAACUCCGCCAGGAUCUUAAAGGAAAGGGCCACACGGAUGCAGAGAUCCAGGCCAUCUUUGCCAAGUACGAUCACGACGGCGACCAGGAGCUGACGGAGCACGAACACCAGCAGAUGAGAGACGACCUGGAGAAAGAGAGAGAGGACUUGGAGCUUGAACGCAAUUCACUGACUCGACCCAGCAGCGGGCGGAGCUUCCCUCGUACCCAGGACGACUCGGAGGAAGACGAUGACGAGGAUAGCGGCCACAGCUCUCGACGUCGCGGCAGCAGCUCAGGGGGCGUCUCCUAUGAGGAGUUUCAAGUGCUGGUGAGACGUGUGGACAGGAUGGAGCACUCAAUCGGCAGCAUCGUGUCCAAGAUAGACGCUGUGAUCGUGAAGCUGGAGACCAUGGAGAGAGCGAAACUCAAAAGGAGAGAUGUGCUGGGCCGACUGCUGGACGGAGUCAUGGAGGAUGAGCGUGCAGGACGGGAAAUAGACGCUCAGAUGGAGCGGCUGGUGAGGGAGGAGCUGGAGCGUUGGGAGUCUGAUGAUAUGGCCUCACAGGUCAGCCACCCACAGCCAGCCACUCCUGUCGGCCCACGGCCCCGCCCGUCCUCCUCCCUGUCCACCGACGGCCUCGACGCAAGCACAAACGGGAGCAGCCAUGUGUGAGGAGGACUUGGUGAAGAAUUUUCCACUCUGCCAAGAGACUCUCCUCCGGAAGUUUCCCUGCAGCGGUACGAGUAACUGAAGAUGUGGGACCAUUAUUGUAGAAGAAAAUACAGUUACAAAGGAGGUGACAAAAUCAAACGCACCUCACCUCAAAUACUUCAAUGCACUGAGAUUGAGCGAGG